CGCAAUACCUCAUGCUCGACACUGCGGCAUAUAAACCAUUUGUCCAAGCAUUCAGGUCUCAUGUUAAAAUGCGGCCCAUAAACACCACUGGAAUUGUAAACUUUGAGCUGUGUUAUAAAGUGAAGAGGCCACCAUCGAGAUUUCCCGCACUGGUGUUCCAUUUUGAAGGUGCGGAUUGGGAGAUGCCGUUGAAGAAUUACAUGGUGUUUGAUGAGGAGUCGGGGUUGUUUUGCCUAAUGGUGAUCGAGUCACCGGGGAUGUCGACAUUUGGGAAUGUGCAGACCCAGAAUAUGCAUGUGUUGUAUAAUUUGGAGAAGGAUCAGCUCUCCUUUGCUCCAGCCAAAUGCGAUAAGCUUUGAAUGGAUGGAGCGUGUGAAUUAGAUGUUUUGGAAACUGUUGUGCGAUUCUGUGUGCUCUUGUAAGGGGAUCAAUAAUGGCAUGUGGAAAGAAAGUGUUCUAUUAUAUAUCUAAUGACUAAUGCUAUUCUCAUUGGAAGAA
This is a messenger RNA of Asparagus officinalis (garden asparagus), 498 nucleotides long. RefSeq names its product aspartic proteinase nepenthesin-1-like. NCBI's taxonomy places the organism in Eukaryota, Viridiplantae, Streptophyta, Magnoliopsida, Asparagales, Asparagaceae. Gene Ontology annotation, cellular component: extracellular region. The record is from RefSeq and is a predicted model, not a curated record. The coding region runs from base 12 to 359 and encodes 115 amino acids. The transcript is spliced from 2 exons.